Tauraco erythrolophus (red-crested turaco) is the source of this 2095-nucleotide messenger RNA. The record is from RefSeq and is a predicted model, not a curated record. NCBI's taxonomy places the organism in Eukaryota, Metazoa, Chordata, Aves, Musophagiformes, Musophagidae.
AUGGUUUCAUCCAAAUAUUACUGGGGUGGAGGCAGAAAACCUACUGUUGACAAGAGGAGUGGAUGGCAGUUUUUUGGCACGGCCCAGCAAAAGUAACCCAGGAGACUUCACGCUCUCUGUUAGACGAACUGGAGCUGUCACUCACAUCAAGAUCCAGAACACAGGAGACUACUAUGACCUCUAUGGAGGAGAGAAGUUUGCUACGUUGGCUGAGUUAGUCCAGUAUUAUAUGGAACAUCAUGGACAGCUCAAGGAAAAGAAUGGAGAUGUUAUAGAGUUGAAAUAUCCACUGAACUGUGCUGAUCCUACGUCUGAAAGGUGGUUUCAUGGGCAUCUCUCUGGAAGAGAAGCUGAAAAACUGUUAACAGAAAAAGGAAAACAUGGAAGCUUUCUCGUGCGCGAGAGUCAAAGCCACCCUGGGGACUUUGUUCUUUCUGUCCGGACGGGAGAUGAUAAAGGAGAGAGUAAUGAUGGGAAAUCUAAAGUGACACAUGUCAUGAUUCACUGCCAGGAUCUAAAAUACGAUGUUGGUGGAGGGGAGAAAUUUGACUCUCUGACAGAUCUAGUGGAACAUUACAAGAAGAACCCUAUGGUAGAAACUUUGGGCACAGUAUUGCAACUCAAGCAGCCUCUGAACACCACCCGCAUUAACGCCGCGGAGAUCGAGAGCAGAGUGCGAGAGCUAAGCAAGCUGGCAGAGACGACAGAUAAAGUCAAGCAGGGCUUCUGGGAAGAGUUUGAGACUUUGCAGCAGCAAGAAUGCAAACUUCUCUAUAGUCGUAAAGAAGGUCAGCGUCAAGAAAACAAAAACAAAAAUAGAUACAAAAACAUUUUACCCUUUGAUCAUACCAGAGUUGUUCUACAUGAUGGUGAUCCAAAUGAACCUGUUUCAGACUAUAUCAAUGCUAAUAUUAUUAUGCCUGAGUUUGAAACCAAGUGCAACAACUCAAAGCCAAAAAAAAGCUACAUUGCUACUCAAGGUUGCCUGCAGAAUACAGUGAAUGAUUUCUGGAGGAUGGUGUUCCAGGAGAAUUCUCGAGUUAUUGUUAUGACAACAAAAGAAGUUGAAAGAGGAAAGAGUAAGUGCGUCAAAUACUGGCCUGAUGAAUAUUCCCUAAAGGAGUAUGGUGUUAUGCGUGUUAGGAAUGUUAAGGAGAGUGCAGCACACGAUUACACACUAAGAGAACUUAAGCUGUCUAAAGUUGGGCAAGGGAACACAGAGAGAACAGUCUGGCAAUAUCACUUCAGAACUUGGCCUGAUCAUGGCGUCCCAAGUGACCCUGGUGGUGUACUAGACUUUCUAGAGGAGGUGCACCAUAAGCAGGAGAACAUUGCUGAUGCGGGACCAGUUGUGGUCCACUGCAGUGCUGGGAUUGGGCGAACAGGAACUUUCAUUGUGAUUGAUAUUCUUAUUGACAUAAUCAGAGAAAAAGGUGUGGACUGUGAUAUCGAUGUUCCAAAGACCAUUCAGAUGGUGAGAUCACAACGGUCAGGAAUGGUUCAGACAGAAGCACAGUACAGAUUUAUUUACAUGGCAGUACAGCACUACAUCGAAACGCUACAGCGCAGAAUUGAAGAGGAGCAGAAGAGUAAGAGAAAAGGUCACGAAUACACAAACAUUAAAUAUUCUUUAUCGGACCAGACAAGUGGGGAUCAGAGCCCUCUUCCACCCUGUACCCCAACCCCAACGUGUCCAGAAAUGAGAGAAGAUAGUGCUAGAGUAUAUGAAAAUGUGGGGCUGAUGCAACAGCAGAAGAGUUUCAGAUGAGAAGAUGUACAGAGACUUCCAUGCAAGGGCAGAAAUGAAUAUGGUUUUUAAAAAGGUCAAGAAAGAGAUGGAAGAAGCUUCACAUGAAUGGUGAACUCUGAGGGCUUGGUACCUUUUUAUUUGCGGUUUUAAUCCUCUAACAGUGGCAAAACUUAAGACCGUCUAAAGAUUGUUUAUAUCUCUUCUCUCCAAUACCUGAUUUACAAUUGCUCAUUUUCCAAAUAAAAGGAAAUCCUUUCUACAAUGUAGACAACUACUUUGUAGAACCAGUUUUGAAUCCCGCAAACCGUUGGACUGUCAUCCAUUUGUUUUUUAAAUAGUGUUUUU